AUGCAUGAAAUCGAAGGUCUAUUAACGAGAAACAGCUUUGACGUUUGCUUAAUACAAGAACCAGCCCUCGACGGCAAAGGCGUAUAUCUAUUCGACAGACGCCCAUACAGGGUGAUAGCGAACAGUCCCAAGCCUAAAGCUACGGUCGUUACUGUAAACCCCACUAUCGGGAUCCUGAGUUUACAGCAGCUUAGUACUCCCCAUAUUGCAGUGGCCGUGCUUACAGUUGGGAAUCUCCGCUUAACGUUGAUAUCAACGUACUUUCAGUUUUUGGAACCAAAUCAGACACACGCCGAUGCACUCGAGUCCGUCCUGGACGUGGUAAGCGGCGGCGUGCUUGUUUGCGUGGACGUGAAUGCACGGUCAACUGUUUGGCACGACCUUUUCACGGACGACCGCGGUGAAAUUGUCGUGGACUUCGUAAGUCGGAAAAACCUUACGGUCCACAACUUAGCCGGCUCCCCACCGACGUUAAGAAACUGGGUGCUCGCGUGCCUGGAUAUCACCCUGUCUUCUAGCGGAGUCAGGCUGGAGGACUGGAGCGCGGCCCACGGUCUGACGUCGAGCGACCACGCGGUAAUAUGCUUCCACAUAACGCAGAACAGCGCGCACCCGGCUGACAGGGCGUAUUCUUUCGUUAAGUACGACUGGAGCAAGACGAAUUGGCCCGAAUUCCGUAAGAACUUAAGGGACCAUAUUGGAGCGAGAAUGACGGAACUGGAUAGCCCAGACGUCGAUGCUAGCGCGUCCGCACUCACAGAUGCGUUAAAGGCAUCCUGUGAGACUCGCAUGAACAAAGCGAGGAUAAGAAGGCUUAAGCCCUCUCCCUGGUGGGAUAAGAGCCUGGACAGAGAAUUGAGUGCUCUUAGACGAUGGAAAACGAGACUGAGAAACGCGAAAAACGCCUUUAGCGAGCGAGCGAUCCGGAACUAUUAUGAAAAACACAAGCAAAGGUUCAAAGUGAAUUGCUUUAAAGCCAGACGGUCAUUCGUGACCGAUACAGGUAACGAAAAACCCUGGGGUCCCGACUACAACUGGCUUAAGUCCGGAGGCGUAAGGCCGUCUCAGAGUCUCAUCGCCGAUCCGCAGAGCUGA
Molecule: messenger RNA, 1095 nt
Organism: Acyrthosiphon pisum (pea aphid)
Lineage: Eukaryota; Metazoa; Arthropoda; Insecta; Hemiptera; Aphididae
Exons: 1
Coding region: 1-1095 (364 amino acids)
Molecular function (GO): catalytic activity
Source: RefSeq, a predicted model, not a curated record